AUGUUAAAUGGAUUCACCUACGCUAAAAAUAAUAAAAUGCAUUGGUACUGCUCUAAACGUUUGAAAGGUUGUAAAGCUAAAGUGUGCCUAAAUGAAGAAGAAACCGGUAUAAAAUAUGCUAAUAUGAACCAUAAUCAUGCCCGUCCGCUGUACAAGAAGCGAGCAGAUGGGCUAUGGUGGUUUUGGCAGAUACACGGUACUAAAGUUUUACUGGAAUUUAUUCCAACUGUCCGUGGUGGCACGACGUUGGUUUACAAAGGAUACACUUACGUCCACAUGAGUAACAAGACUCGCUGGUACUGUUCUAAGAUAGCUGCAAGAUGUAAGGCGAGGCUCCUCACCACUCCCAAUGGAGAUUUGCUCGAUGUUAUAGAAUCUAGGCACAAUCAUCCACCACCAAAUCUAUUUCGAACUAAAGAUGGCAAAGUUUUCAAAUAUAUACUGGAAUUUAUUCCAACCAAUCGUGGUGGCACGACGUUGAUUUAUAAGGGAUACACUUACGCCCACAUGAGUAGCAAGACGCGCUGGUACUGUUCGAAGAAGGCUGCAGGAUGUAAGGCGAGGCUCCUCACUACUCCCGAUGGAGAUUUGCUCGCUAUUAUAGAAUAUAUGCACAACCAUCAACCACCAAACCUAUUUCGAACUAAAGAUGGCAAAAUUUUCAAAUGU
Brenthis ino (lesser marbled fritillary) is the source of this 669-nucleotide messenger RNA. The record is from the annotation of a GenBank genome assembly. Lineage: Eukaryota; Metazoa; Arthropoda; Insecta; Lepidoptera; Nymphalidae.